Molecule: messenger RNA, 2892 nt
Organism: Frieseomelitta varia
Lineage: Eukaryota; Metazoa; Arthropoda; Insecta; Hymenoptera; Apidae
Exons: 3
Coding region: 787-1488 (233 amino acids)
Source: RefSeq, a predicted model, not a curated record
UUCAAUUUACACAAGAAUCGAUAAGUAACCGGUCGAGCGAGAUUCAUCGGAGCCUUAUCCCCGCGAUCUUUGGUAAAACCAGGAACAAAAACACCAUUGCAAUAGCCACCGUUCUGGGUUUGUUCGUAACGUAUUCGGUGAAAGUUUUCGUGCAAGGGGCGCGUGCCAGCCGUUUCUAUCGGACGCAGGGCACGCGUCGAGCAAACAGGGGUUCCCGGCGAUACAAUGGUCCGCAUCUGCAGGGCAGGGGUGACCGAGUGCAAGGGGUUCCGAAGGGAACUGGAGAGGGGGUGAAGCCAUGGCAAACCGUCACCCUCGCAACAGUCUCUCCUGCGACAAGCUACUAUGCACUAGGUUUUUGGUUAGUCGAUGCCCAUCGACGCCAGUCAACGGUCUUUCUGCCUUUCGAACGAGCCAUUCCCUGGAACGAGGAAACGAAUUUUCCCUCUCGGGACGGGGGGGAGGGGAGGAAAGAAGCGAGGAGAAACUGCACGGACAAAGGGGCCAUUAGAGCUCGAAAGGGGAAGCAUCUCUGAUCCGGCGAAGAAGAAAAAAGAAACGGAAGCUUAAGCGAAGGGCACGGGAUUUAUUUUCGGCUACUCGUUCGUUUCGUGAAGAGAAAGAGAGAGAAAGAAAGAAAGAGAGAGAGAGAGAGAGAGAGAGAGAGAGAGAGAGAGAGCGGGGGUGAGUACGAAGAGAGUGUUGUCGUGUGAAAUCGUUCGUGAAAGGUCGCGUGGGUGGAUCGAUGGUGAGGUUGCUCCACGGUUCGACAGGAUUUCAGUAAGAAUGAAAAGAUACUCGUCGGUAAGUGGUUCGAGAAGCUAUGUUUCUCUAGGCUAUGCGAGUUUGAGUAUUAAUUCGAGCUGUGUCGGUGUGAAACAGGCCCCCUGUCUGGCGGAUCGGAACAACGAUAACAAGAAGGCCAGAUCGAUGGAGGAACCGAAUGCCAAAGAGUAUCUGCAGUUGGCGCUGGCCAGAAUCUUGGAGCUGCAACGGGAGAUCAAAGACGGAACAUACGCCACUGACCAUACCAGCGAUCUUGGCGAAUCCAGCAGCGAGGAGGACUUGACAAAGGAGGUUCUUCGUAAAGUAUUCAAGAAUCUUCCCGGGACGCCGGACUCCGCCGAGGCAAUACUGAACCGAGCGGCGAAAAACAAACCGAGUAACUCGCAGUUAGAAGCGAUCCACGGUAAAAGGAUCCAGCUGUUGGGCUACGAUACCUGUCGCAGAACUGCCGUCGAGUUCAUGAAGAAUGUGGCUCGCGAGACGAGGCGAGACGGCAAGUCGUCCGACUCGAAUUACUCCGGAUUUCGACUGGGUAUCUACUCGAGGAACGAGCCGAGGGUGGCGCAUCGUAGAACUGGUUUACGGAGAAGUUCUUCGUCAUGCGACCAAGAGAUUCGGGAUAGAAUGCUGAGAAGUUUGGACCUGCACUUAGCCAGUAAACAAAGAGAUUACACUGCCAAGUUGAUGAGAUCGGGUACAUAAGACGCUUGGAAAUAAGGGUGAAAGUAUUCCCAGAAUAUUUCUUUUAUCUCUUCAUUGUAGGUAUCUCUUUUUGAUCAAGGUUUUCUAUAAUCAGGGUUUUUGAGAGCUUAUUGAGAUCGGACUGCGGAUGUUUAUGCAAACUUAUAUCUUUAUGGAAAUAAUUAGAAAACGUAGGUGGAAAAUUAUUUUACUUAUUAACUGUUGUCAGGAGUCUCGUAUUUUGAAUAUAAAGUGCAGUGUAUGCAUUUUUGCACUUUAAAAGUUCCCGUACAUGCAUAAAAUCCCGCAAUCUGUUUAUUAACACGUCGACUGCCUCGCGAAGCGGAAUAUUACGUUACAACGGAAGUGCAAUGAAUGCGCAUUUUUCUAUAGUAUUAUCAAGUCGUACUUUGUUCGUUCCAAAAUAUUUAUAAGUGACCACGGUAAUAGUUGAUGUGUUAAUAAACUGCGGAUAUUUAUGCAAAUUUAUAUUUUCAUAAAGAAAAUAAAAUACUUCUUUGCGUAGCGUGUAGAUUUACAAAUUUCUCAGUGUGUAUAAAAAUUCGCGGUCUAUUUAGUAAUAGUUUUUCAUCUAGUCAGGCUAGAUUAAGAAUAGUACCUGGUUCUUACGAAUCAUUCUAGUCAUUCAGACAAGUCGUCAAAUAUUAAUUUACGAAAAUCAUGAUAGCUGAAGUCACGCUAUAAAUUAUUUUUCUACCAUUAUACAGUAACUUGCAUUCUAAAGUGUAUUUAUUUAUCGAGUGAGUAAUAAUUAAGUUACGAGACUUGGUGACACGAUACUGGAGAACGAGAGUACCAUCGACAUUUUGUAAAAAACAUUUAUUCAUAAUGUACAAUUAAAAAGAAAAAAAGAAAAAGAACAAAGGGGUUUGAAAGAUAUCUACAGUAUAACUUAACACCUAAGAAACGCUCUGCAACUUUUCAUUUUCUCAAUUAGGAAAAGAAAACAAGGACAUGAGAGUGUUCGCCAAUAGAUAGACUAGACAACAGACAAAUAAUUGUUCGUUCGACUUUUAUAAAAAAAUUCAUUUAUACUCUGUCGUGAGUCCCAUAGUAAAUAGGCUUCGUAAGGCUUAUUCAUUUUCUUUUUUUUCUUUUUUCUUUUUUCCCUUAUCAUUCUAUUUGCAUUCUGCAGUCGCGAAUCCCCGAGAAUGUCUCAGGGUAGAUAUAUUGCUCGAGGAUCUCCGCGUGAUGCCUAGUGAAGUUUUAGUUAUUAUGCAUAUAUAUGCGGUUUACGAGAUACGAUCUAAUCCUAAUUGAAACGCAGCAGUACAUUGACAAAAGAACGCGCUUCUCGUAUAGCAAUGUCAGUCCUUUCUAUCCUUGUAAUCGUCUCCACCAUUUCUCGCGUUUUUCAUCAUAGAGAGAAAAUACUUUGUGCGAAUACCGCUUGAAUAUUUCCUU